CUGGGCCAUUUCAGUAUCGCGUGUGACGAGGACCGAGGAGCAGGUUGCGCUAUGAAAUCGUGUGGCUGGCCAACAUUUCAGGCCCUGUGGCUUUUGUGAACAAUGCAAAGAGGUUGAGUAAGGUUCGCAGCUAGCAGAGAGUAGCCAGAAAUCUCGCCCCUUCGGUACUGCAAUCUCGCACAGCGUACGCAAGCGCCUCGGUAAUGCAACAGCGGAACUGAUUGGUUGUUCCGGCACCACGUCUGUUACCCAAUGGCGACGCAUGCGCCUCGCUUGAUGCACGGUGUGGAGGAUGUGCCUGUGUGGAGUGAGGGCUGUGAUGGGAAAUGCAAGUGGUGACCACAGCGCUAUGACACAGUCGUCAGAUGGUGCCGAUACGGUGGGUUGUGCGUGUGUGUGUGCGCGCUCUGAUUCAUAACGCCUCUUUGAUGUCCCGUGCAUUCAGUCACAGCCUAGAUGCCACGGACCACCAAGCACUUUUCCCACCGUGCACCCCCGGAGCAGCACAAUGAGAGUAUUGGGCGGGUGUCAACUUCAGUCCCAAGUCACAUCGGAUAUACUCAACAACCUUGGAAGUUAACGCUUCAUUUUUCCCGUGUUUUGAAGGAAGAGGCCGACCGACUUUAACAACAAAAACGGCCGGAUACAUUUCCGUCGGUCGGCGCUAUAAAUACGCGCGAGUAGACGGCAUUCGAACAGUUCUUCGUCUCCGAUGUGAUUCCACCGAGGAAACCUGAUUUUGUUGACGUGAGGAAUUUGGCUACCAGUUGCCCCUCGAUCCACGCGCUGAAGAAAGUAUGGAUAACGUUACUUCGCCGAACCGGUUCAAUAACUUGACGAGAGAGGUUCCAGAACCAGACAUUGGUUUGACCAUCCUCAAGAUCACCCUACUGACUCCGAUCAUCAUCUCCGGCAUUAUCGGUAAUCUUCUUGUCUGCAUCUCUGUCUUUAAGUUCCGUAGUCUCCGCAUCGUUGCCAACUACUUCAUCGUGUCGCUGGCCAUAGCUGACCUGGCCGUCAGCUCGGUAGUCAUGCCCCUCGGCCUGUACCAGGAGGUGGUGGCGGGCCAGUGGUACCUUGGACCAAUCAUCUGCGACGUCUGGGUGUCCAUGGAUGUCCUCACCUGUACCUCGUCUAUCUGGAACCUCUGCGUGAUUUCCGUGGAUCGCUUCCUGGCCAUCACCCGUCCCAUCCAGUACGCCAUCAAGCGGACACCGAUCAUGUCCUUGAUCACGAUCCUCUUGGCCUGGGGACUGUCCUUUCUCAUCUCCAUACCUGCCUUAGUGCUGGUGGGUGGGUACGACGCCAUGGCCUCGGACGAAUGCCAACUCAACGUCAGCCCUAUAUUUCAAGUUGGAUCUUCCUGUCUGUCUUUCUACGUUCCGUGCUUCAUCCUCCUCAUCGUCUACUACAAAAUAUUCCGCUCUGUGCAGAAACUUGGCCGAAGGAAACCCGGCAGCGUCAAGUACCGCAAGGGACCAGCCUACAAAAACGGUGUGGGCGCCGGCAAGACGACCCUUGUUACCAAAUUCGUCAAUGAAAAGACUGAGAAUUUCGCCACACUGUGCGACAAACAGGAGCCGUCUAGCGGCGAGACAGAGAAGCCCAACCAAGACAGGAAAUCCCAGGAGGCCAGCUCCGGAGAGAAGGUGGGCUCGAGGACUAAGCGCAUCUCCGUGGCCAGAGAGCGGAAGGCCACUUCGGUCUUGGCCAUUGUGGUGACCGUCUUCAUAUGCUGUUGGCUGCCGUUCUUCAUCACCAACGUGGUGAUCGGGCUGUGCCCCAACUGCAACAUCACCCACACCACCUUUGCCACCGUAACCUGGCUAGGUUGGGUCAACUCGGCCGCCAACCCCGUCAUCUACACCAUUUUCAACCGGGAGUUCCGCACCGCUUUCAGGAGGCUGCUGUUCUGCUGUGCCAGCGACUCGUACAUGAGAAGACAGUAUUUAUCCACCCUGACCAAUUACUGAUGAUCGUCAUCUCUUCUUGCCAUAAGUAGCAUUAGAUUGACAGUGUCGUUGUGACUGCUUCCGGAGCUCGCUUUGUUCGGCCGCCGGUCUACAAAUUGAGGGAGCAAUUAAUGGAGCGGUAUGGUUGUGUUUUCCCUUUUUAGACACCGAUUGUUUUUUCGAACAUAUUAUGAUGCAUCAGAUUCACUAAUGGCGACGAUCGGACUGUUCGGAAAACUAUAAAAGAUCUGUGGUAUUUUCUCUAGCUGAAAUGUUCUUACUAAUUAAUUCUAUUACAUCAGGUGAACAACCUGGACCCUUUUUUAAUAAACAACUCAUUCUAGAAAAACGUCUCACCGAGCCGAUGGCUAGAGGUGAUUUCACACAUAAAAGGCUUUGGAAAUCUUAACAAUGCAAUAGUUCGGAAAAAGAACACCUGCCUCCCAGAAAAAAAAUCUGUAAAUGCGUGGUUUGAGCCGUUAUUCUGUCACCGUCAUGACAUCGGUGAGAUUUUUAUUUGACAGUUUAAUAUCUAACUCCGUUUUCAAUGCAAUUUCAAAAAGGUAUGCUGCGGUAAGGAGCUGCAGCGUCACAUGUGUUUACUAAAGAUCUAGCGACUUUUAUUUUGUAAAGCGCCGAAGUUUGAGUUCAGCUAGUUUUCUGUAUACCGCGGGGAAGCCAAACUCGAAAACGUUCUAAGGUCAAAUUUGAUGAUGAAGUGGCGUCAAUGCCUGGGACUUGUGGCAGUAGUUUUUUGUAGGUUUUCAUAAAAAAGGUGGAAGCUUUGAUAAGGAUGAUAGCAUCCCUGUGGUACCUUGCCACUAGAGCUAUGUCUGUUGGUAUUACGUAGCGCACGUUGGUUGUAAUAUUUUUCUCAUAUGAGCAAUGUAACAAUCAUGCCUGCCUACAGUACCAAUCAUUCUAAUUAAGUUGCCCAAAGUGUUAGUUGGUUUGGUGAAGAAGCAUUUGUGCGAAUUUUUAUUCAUUUGAAUGAUAUGACUUUUUGGCCAACCAAAACUCACCUUCGAAAGCCAUACAUGAAAGGACCAACAGUCUUGGGAAUUGCAGUGAAUACUGCAUGUAAUGUCUACUGUGCUCUUCGGGUUAAAUCGACCGAUACAUUUUUAUUCCACAGUGUCGAUUAUGCGCAAUAUGUAAUGACACUGCCCAAAGAGAAAAACUGGUCACUCGUCGACUUACGCCGUGGUCAUGGCACCAUCAUAAUAUGGAAACAGCGUGGAUGAUUGGAUUCACAGUCAUUUCUUAACACCCUAUGGUAUUAUGGCACUUUACAUAAUAUUGGAAUGGAUUUUUUUUCCUGUGGAGAAGCCCAAAUCAGCAAUUAAUCAAAUUAAAUUCUUGAGAAAAAUUGGAUUGUUUGUAAUUCCAACGAACCAGAUAUUUCAAAACAGAUAACUGGCGCAAUUUUGUUUUUGUAGGGUGAUUUGCGACUAAUGGCAAUUUCAACUAACCAAAUCGUACAUAACGAAACCCAAAAAUUCACACAAUGCCCGAUUUUCUAGCUUAAAAAAAUACGUGCAUUUGAGUCAAUGGGAACUGCGGCAUUUUCUGUUAUUCUUGGGGACCAGUCUUCAGAAAUAAAUAUAUCAGAAAAACAAUGCUAUACUCGAAACAUUUGUCCCAGUCUCGGGCAAGGGAAUCAUGUAAUAACGCUUUAAAGGCGGCUUAACGUAGCCGUCCAUCGACCGAGUCGCGACCACAAUGUAAAAAUAGAUCGUCUUGAAAGUCAGAGCUGCCCGUCACAUGGAAAUUAUAAUACGCCACGGAUGAAUGGCUUGCGUUUAUCUUUUAUAAUUGGCACGUAUAUUGAUUUUCACUAAGCAUGGUUUUGCUGUUGUUGCGCUGGGCAACCAACAAUACAUGGCAAGUCAUUCUUCGGACUAGCUUCGACAGUCAGAAUGAUUGCAGUUAUUAAUAAUUCGGAUCGGUCUUGCUUGCGGGAAUCAAGGAUGUGGUGGUAAACGAAUAUACCUGUAGAUUUCAUUUCAAGAGAACGGUAUCGAUUUUGCCAAAACACAAACUGCUGUGUGUGGCAUCCUUCCAACAUACAGGAAUUCAUUACCUAGCUGUUGAGCUCGAGUCAGUGUAAUGAAUCCGUUGACGCACUGAAUCAUGGACUCAAUGGCGAGUCCACUAAGCCUUCAAACUCUGGAAAAAGAAAAUUUUGAAGCCAGUGCACCAAAUACCUGAUUCACGUAACUAAAUGUCGUGGGAGUCUUUAGUAGCAAUGUUUACGCUGAAUUUCCUUGUGUAAACGUUGAUUCUGCCGACAACCAGAUACGGUUAAAGAGUACAAAGAUUUCUUGCAUUGUACCCCCGUGUACUCUGCCUAUCAAAGAAACCGUGUCGGUAUUCUGCUGCUUUGCUCGAAUUAGCCAGUGUAGAGUUGUUAGUCGUGUUAUUGAGACACGAAAGAUUGUCGUUUUGCACAGCUGGCAUGAAUAGUCAGAAAAUUCUGACAUGGCUUACAUUUGCUACCUCCACCACCCAGGGUCCAGUGUAUUUCUAAUUUCAGCGCCGUUUAAGGUGUAACCAUUUUGCAGCCACGCGUAUCGCACAAUCGGUUAUAUCAAACAAAAUGCGUUGCCUGUGAACGAACUUGCAUUAAGCCUUUGUAUAGAGAAGAAAGCAGAGGCGGUAAUACCGUGUAGAAAUAACUAUUAUUUCAGGAGCGCCCAAGAGGAUUGGCAUUCAGAGUGAGGUGAUAUGUACCUCCUUACUCGUCUGCAGAAAAUGGAGGCAAAGACCCUUUGCGGUUACCACGGGUCAUCAGGGAUUUUUAUGCCUUAGGAAGCUUACAAUUACUGAAGGAGAAAGAAGCACCCUCCCGUCAUGACCAUCCCCAUGGGCCGCCAACUGUGAGCGUGCAUGCCAAACGUACGUGUUUCUCAGUGGUUUUAAUGAGACUGUGUAGGGCGUUUGCCUGGCGUUAUUAGUUAUGAGCUGGUCAAAUUGAUCUCAUCAAGAUAUCGCUAACUUUGUAGCGCUAAAUAUAGUAUCACUGUGGAUAUAAGUACCAACUAAGCAGACACCAUAGCGGUAGCGAGUAUAAAUAAAGCUCAUGCGCUAUUUCCCUUUCUGUUACAGAGACGUUUAGUCGUUGACUGUUCAGAUGACAUUUAUAAAUGCGAACAUUAUCAGCUACUGGACGCUGUCGUGGACAAUGACAUCUUCGUUUAAGACUAAGAUACUGACACCUGCAUGCGUAAAGACGAAGUGUCCUACAAAUUGGAACAGCAGAUUUUGGUUUUAUCACCCAUACCAAAACUCUGCCGUAGCACGCGUGAAAUCGUCACCUGUUCAGAGAUAAAGUAUGACAGAACCUGUCUGACUGUUUGUUUGUAGACGGACGCUGAAUUGACGUGACAUUUACGAUACUGUUUUGGAAUUGUUUCUUAAGAAAUUGUGCAGAUACAGUGGGGAGUUUCACCUCGGUCGGAGAAGCCUCAUGAAGGUAAAUUGAUCGAUUCCAAGAAACCCAAUCGUCUUGGCCGGGGUACUGACCACGCAUUUAAUCUCGUACCUUCACCGCUGCCAAUUUUGCUGACUCAUCCCCAGGCUCUAUUUAGACCUGUGUUUGUUGUCUUUUUAGAAUUUUUCAGUGGCUGUGUUUUAUUCCCUCCGUGACUUUCUUCAAAAAGAGAGGGGCAUAGUAUUAUGUCAAUACAAGGUGACUGACGUUUGUAAUAAUCAACAAAUCUUGACACUGCCGAAGCAUGAAGUACUACUGAUAACAGAACAUCUUUGAUAUGACGCAGGGGCUGCUGUGGUUAAUGAUAUUCAGUGCCAAUCUAUGAAGGAAAGACAUUACGAACAGUGUAGGCCCGUGUGCUGUUUUGAUGCAGAGUAGGCGUGUAGGCAGAUCCGCGUCAACACCUCAUGACAGUCUGCUUUUAAUGAGGUUUUUGUUUCGUCUAUUUGCCAGUCCAACCAUGAUUUCAUUUUCGUCAAAAAGGUCUCCUUGUGGUCUUGCAAUGAGACGUAUUUGGUGCACUGGCUGAGUAAUAUGCCCCAUAGGCCUUUACUUAAAGCCCCCCCCCAAAGGUAUUGUUUAAAGAGAAAUUUGAUGUUACAAAUUUGCUUCAAAAAACUGUGUGUUGAAAAAUUUCUCACCACGCUGCAUAACACGUACCACAUCUUUACGAAGCAAGCGCUGCCAGCUACACUGUUUGCAGCGUAUGUGCGCUUGAUUUUUGUGCAUGGACACAUACCUUUCCCUGAGCAAGGUAUGGUUUAUUCGGGCUAUUUCUUAGUACAAUGUAUCAAGGCAAAAAAAAAAAGUUUACAGAGGCUGCAUGUGAUGCAACAGGCACUUUCGUCGUAAUUUCAAAGCACAGUGAAAAAACCUUCCAUAGGACUGCAUGCUUUGUGCGUGCCAAAUCGACGGUGACAUUUAUUUCUAGCCAACGAUUGCACAAAGACUGCUCAUGGGUUGCGGGCGUGUUUACUUUACCCUUACGACUGCCGACUGUGUGUGCCCUACCCAUUACGCGCUGACAUGUUCCCCUAGUGUCCAAUGUAGCAUGGUUGCAAUAAUAUUUGACGCAGAGAACAGUUCGCGACAAUGAAGCAACCGAGGCAUUUUGAUAUCUGAUGCUACCCAAACGGACGCUAUCGUGCGACGCCUGGGGAAAUCUCGAGUUUGAACAAUGUCGGUACAUCGUUAAUAUGUUUGUGUACAGGCAACGUGGAGACAAAAUCUUUCAACUUACCAUUUUGGAGUGGAAUUACACUUUUUGUUACUGUGCAACUUAAUGCACCAUAAGGCAAAACUCCAACGUCCAGUAGGCAUUGACCAAUGCUGCCCCGAAGGCCAAAGACAAUCAAGUACAGAUAAACAAUUAAAUUGAAACAUUUUAUUCAGUAUUAAUUUUUCUGUUAUUCUACUCUUAUGUAUAAAUUUCAAGAUUUGCUCAGAAUUGCUAAAACAAAUUGCUUCGAAGAUGACUACAGAUCAUGAUAGGAACUGACAACACGCGGUUGUCUCUCUGGCAGACUUAAAUAAGAUUGAUUGGAGAAGUACCUUUCAAUCUAUGUCAAUUAGACUGUGACUUCAACGAGACACGAUUGGAACGAAAUGGAGACAAAGCAAACAUGAUUUUUAGUUCACCUCCCUCCUUCAAACUACGUCCGGAGAGCAAACAGAAAAUGGCCACGGCCACAUUUAUUUCCACGAGUGCUUGAUGAACUCCGAACCCGGUGGAAUAGAGGGGAAUCGUGUGUUCGGAGGAUCACUAUCACGGGAACUGGAUAUACUAGAAUUAAAAAAGCCCGCCGCGGAAAAAGAGCUUCAGUCUUCAUCAAAUUCAUCGGGGAUGGCACACUAGUUUUAAAUCAAUUCUCCCUGUUUUUUUUCUGUUCAUUUUUCUUUUGGAAUAUAUAUCAUUUUUUCAUCAUAAUUGUAGUCUUACUAUUCACCUGGUUCUCUUUAAAUGUAAAUGUUAAAACUUAACAAGCUAUUGCUUACCUUGUCUCAUUGUAUGACAACACGUGUUCUGGACCCUUUUAUAAUACUUCAAGUAUCAAUUAUGUCAAAUUUCCAGUUUGCAAUUAAUUUCAUAUCCUGAUAAUAAGUCCCUUUUUUGUGAAGUAGCAUCUGUGCACCUGUUUCUGUAUUACUCAGAGGGAACAUCUAUAACACAUCGUCUCAGCCCUGUGUUUUUGAACGUACCAGCGUUUGGUUACAAUAAAUGCAUCUCCAUUGAAGUGGUUUUUAUGCUAAUGUUGAUCAACCAGUAAAAUGUACGGACUAGACCCUGAUAGCAGAGACAUAUUAACUUUGCAAGAACUUUAAUUUUGCAACAGGCAGCGUAGAAAGGUGUGUGAAUUUUGACAUAACGGUGUCAUCCUUAUCCUGUGUAUUGUUUCUAUAUUGUGUAUAUCAGUUUCGCUGACGAGAAAUAAAAAUACACUACGUUUUUGUAUAAAAUGCAAGUUUGAA
Molecule: messenger RNA, 7914 nt
Organism: Acanthaster planci (crown-of-thorns starfish)
Lineage: Eukaryota; Metazoa; Echinodermata; Asteroidea; Valvatida; Acanthasteridae
Product: putative G protein-coupled receptor No18
Biological process (GO): G protein-coupled receptor signaling pathway
Cellular component (GO): plasma membrane
Molecular function (GO): G protein-coupled receptor activity
Source: RefSeq, a predicted model, not a curated record